Apis mellifera (honey bee) is the source of this 3099-nucleotide messenger RNA. Its product is annotated as heat shock factor 2-binding protein. Gene Ontology annotation, cellular component: cytosol. NCBI's taxonomy places the organism in Eukaryota, Metazoa, Arthropoda, Insecta, Hymenoptera, Apidae. The record is from RefSeq and is a predicted model, not a curated record. The transcript has 6 exons. The coding region runs from base 65 to 1114 and encodes 349 amino acids.
AAUAUCAAUUCGCUAAACAUACAAGAAAAUUACUUGUAUCAAUAUAAAAUUCAAUUGAACAAACAUGGACAAGAAUGCUCAAGAAGAACAAACAAAUUUAGAAGACGAAAAACAAUUUUUGAUUUCUGUGGAAGACACCCUAAGCACAGUAGAAAAAAAUAUCCAUAAAUUUAUAAAAGAUGUUCCGCAAACGCUCGUUAAUUCUGGAUUAGAUAUAGACUUAGAUAAAUUAAACAUAGAUGAUGGUCAAAAAGAUCUUGUUUCUUUAUUUCCGAAAUCAUUAACCGAUGAAAUAAAUAAAGAAGAAAAAGAAAAAAUUUCAGUUUUAGAGCUCAAAUGUGAACAGUUACAUAGCCAAUUGCAACAACAAAUAGAUAAAAACAAAAAGGCUCAAGAAGAAAUAGAAUAUUUAAGAGAACAAAUAUUGAAUCAAAGUACAUACUGUGCAACUUUAGGGGCAGUUUUGGGUAAUUUAACAUGGCGCGCAUCUCGACUUCCAGAAAUUGUCGAUGUUUGGCUUUCUGGGUUUCAGCAUAUGAUCGGUGAAUUUUUAUCGAUAACGGACGGAAGUUUCGUUGCAUUUAUAAACACUUAUCAAAACGCUUUUCCCCCUACUUGUAAUGUCGAAUAUCAGUUUAUAAUUGGAUUGUUAGGCAUCGUGACUAACAUAUCUGCAACACCUGAGGGACGUGAAUUUUUAAUCACUGAUCCGAAUGGUAGAGCUUUAGUACAAAAAAUGGUGAAACUUAUGCCCACUUUGCCACUUUCGCAAGGUUCUCUAUCUCUGAAAAGAUUGAUGUUGAUGAUAUUCUAUAACGUCAGUAUGAAUAAAACCGGCUUACAGCAUCUCUUCGAAUCACGAGUAGGCGACGUGUUAAAUUGUUACUUGAAAAACAAUUCAUUACCAGAUGAAACACAGUUUCUAUGUCUGCGCGUGUUACAAUCAAUGACAUAUGGCCUGACUAAUCCCAAAUACAUUCAAGACUUGAUUACUACUCUACCGAUUAGUAAAAUAGAAGAUAUUGCAACUUCGAAUAAAAAUGAAAUGAGUACAGUUGCGAAACAAGUGAUAAAACAGUUGCGGGAUUCGCAGAAAUUUAUCCGUUUGACUUAAACGCGUGACUAUCUCGAUUUUCUUUCUUACUGGAUAAACUGAAUUGAAAUUUGUUUAUAAGAAAGGAAUUUUGUUCAUGUUGCUAAUCUUCUAGAUUAACAGGAAUUAAAAUAUUCGAAUGAAGUUCGGUUUGCGUUUUCGCUACAAAGUAUAAACGUCUAUUUUUGCAAUUGAUAUCAAACAUCAGAAUAUCUUUGGAAUAUAUUCGUGACUAGUUUGAGAACUGUCGAAUAUCGAUCUGCCUUAUGCAGCUACAAAAUAAAAGCAAUUGUGUGGAAUAAUACGGAAUAAUACGGAAUAGUACGAAAUCAAUUACGCAUACGAUUGAAUAAAACAUAAUCGAGCGUAAAAAUAUUUUCUAAGCAAUUAAAUCAAUUCUUCCAAAACUUUUUAAUAUUUUAAUUUUAAGUUUAAAUAACUUUUAAUAAUUUAUUUAUUUUAUAUCUUAACGUAAAGUAUUUUUCCUUUUUAAUUAAAGAUUUGAAGGAAUUAUAAUAUGUUUCAUUUAACAUACAUAAUUGAUAUAUAAACUACAUCAAUAUGCACUGCAAAUGCAUAACAAACAUACUCGUUUUCAUUGAACAUCGGCGACCUUCAACUUCGAAGGUUGCGACAAUACUGCAGUAUCUUAUUUCUGAAUUGCAAAGCCAACAAAACAUACGAGUGCAUUUUGCAGUUGCAAACAGUCUCUCUGUACUAAUAAAUAGCAUAAUUAUAUUAUCUUAAAUUGUAAUUACAGUCUAGCUAUUUUUCUGUAUUUUUCUACUCUGCCAUAUGUGGCAAAAUUGAUACAUAUAGCAAGUGUUUGUAGCAAGCUAUAUGUUUGUAAAUAAAUUAUAGCAAACAUUAAAAUAAAAAUCUAAUUUGAUUAAGGGAAAAAUUAAAAUAUUUUUAUCCUUUUUAUGAAUCAUUAUAAUGAAAAGCUCGGUAUGAUUCAUAAUUCACAACAGUGAAAGUUAUGUUCAUUGAUCCUCGCGAGGAAUGAAAAAACCGCGACAUUAACAGAAAUAGUAACUCUGAGAAAUCUGUAUGUUUCGUUGUUCCGCAUAAAGAGAUAGCAAUCUCGAAGGAACAGGAGGAAGGAUUGAGACGAAAGAGUUACAUAUAGUGCAUGCAAUACCGACUAUCGCGUCGAUAAUCAUGCUGCGCAAGCUCGUGGGGAGAGACCGUGUGGGGGCGUGCGCGACAAGAAAUCGCGCUUGCGUCCAAUGGAUACAUUCGGCGCGUUCAGCGGUCGCGGUGUGAAGAGUAGGGGGGGGACGCGUCGCGACGUCCAGCGUCGCGUAAACGGGAGAUCACGGCAGGCAGGCAGGCAGGACCUAGGAAAGGCGACGGCCGGGCGGUCGUUUUAUUGAUCCCGGGGCGCCGCGGCGCUACCCACCCGCGGCGGGAUCGUCUGCAAGAAAAUUCUUUUCAACAAGAUUUUCACGUUAUCUGGUUGCAUCGUAAAUAUACUCACUCGAACGGCUACGACAACGGUGAUAGCAUCAUUAUUAAUUUUUUCUUACUGUAUCACACUGGAACGUGAACGAUUAAAAAAGAAACAGGUCGGGGAGGCGGCACGUAAUAGAUUCCUGAAAAGGUGGAUCGAAAUUCCGUGGACUAGGUCGUGCGCGGGGUGUAAGCGACGUCCUCGUUGUUAUUGAGGGUUCUAAUAAUCUGAAAUUGGUGCCGGUGGUGGCAGUCGUGUCGCGAUUUCACCGAAUUCGUCGUAACGAGAAUACCGGAAAAAGAAACCGACGUAUCAUCGACGUUCUAGCACCAAAGGAGCAAUUUAUUAUCCUUUGACAAAUGUUCAACUUUUAAGAAAAUCUGUUUCUUUCAUCUUCAAGUAUCACAGUGUAUCGUAACAUCGAGGAAGUGAAAGAAAAAGAAGUUUGAGAAAAGAAAGAAAGGAAAAAAAAACGCACUGAAGAAGCCCGGAAGAAGCUGUCAUCAAGCAGCUACAACUUCCAGGAUUGUUCAUGUAUCGCCAAUGGAAAGCU